AAGAAACUCAUAAUGUGUGGUUUUGUGUGGAGUCGUAGCUAAAAGAUUAACAGACUCAGUCCUCUCCCGCUGCUGGAUAUGAGUAGCAACAGCCCCAGAAAGAUGUACGUGUCCACUUUCAGGAUUGAUCUCCAGCGACCCAGAAAUGCUGGGGAGAAGGUGAAGGAGAAUGGGACAGUUGACAGGAUGUCCAUCUCUGAGAGGAUGGCUGAGAUUCCUAACGCAGAAUGUAACCUUGGGAUCACAAGAGGUAAACCUUCUGCUCAACCUCCUUGCAGCGGAAGCAAAGGAACUUCACCACCCAACAGCCACGUUAAGGAACAAACAACUGGGCCUGUUGAACAACCCAGGACUCGUGCAAACAGAACAGAAGCUCCGCUGAAGUUUGAGAAGAUCCCCGAGAGCCUCGAGGUGAGGGCAGGAGAACAGGCCCAACUGCAGUGCACCUUCCACAGCUCGUUCCCCGUUGCCUGCUGCUGGAUCCACAACAAACAGCAGGUGGUAAGCGGACUUCGGAUCCAGGUGGAGAGCAGCAGUCAGGGUAGCAAGCUGGUGAUCUCGAAGGCGCAGCCGGAGGACGCAGGCAGCUACACUGUUGUGGCCAGAGAUCAAAAUGGUUCAAUUCAACACAAAGUCAACCUUAGUGUAAUUGAUCGGCCCGAGCCUCCAGCAUCUGCUCCUGUCAUUUCUCAGCUGACUUCUAGCUCUCUGGUUUUGUCCUGGUCGGGACCCAGUUACGACGGAGGCAGUGCCGUCACGGGAUACGUGAUAGAAGUAAGGGCAGGAGGUUCUGGGAAACCUGGGAACUGGAGUGAGGUGACCAGCUGCUGCACAAGUACCUCAUACAGGGUGCAAUCGGGUCUGGAGCCCCAGAGGCAAUACUGCUUCCGUGUCAGGGCUUACAACCGAGCGGGAGUAAGCGAACCCAGCCAGCAGUCGGAAAUUAUCAAAAUGGACAGCCAAGCCGAGCCGCUGGAGGAGCUCCAGGAGUACGUGAACGUCACCAUCGACACAACCAAUAGAGUGAGCGACCACUACGAUGUCCUGAACAAGCUGGGAGUGGGGAAGUUUGGGGAGGUCUUUCUUCUGAAGCACAAGAAGACUGGCAGGGAGUGCGCGGGGAAGUUUUACAAGGCUCGCCUGAGCAAGGAGAAGGUGGCGGCCCGCAAGGAGAUCGAGCUGAUGAAUGAGCUGCACCACCCCAAGCUGGUGCAGUGUCUGGGGGCGUACGAGAGCCGAUCGGAGCUCGUCAUGGUCAUGGAAUUCAUUGCUGGUGGAGAGCUUUUUGAACGCAUUGUGGAUGACAGCUUUGAGCACACAGAACCCACUUGCGUCCAGUACGUGCAGCAGAUCCUCGAAGGCAUCCAGUACAUGCACCAGAAAGGCAUUGUGCACCUGGACCUCAAACCCGAGAACAUUGUGUGUGCUGACAGGACGGGAACCUUCAUCAAAAUCAUCGACUUUGGUCUGGCCAACAAGCUGGACCCUAAGACUCCCUUAAAAGUGAUGCAUGGAACACCAGAGUUUGUGGCCCCCGAGGUGAUCGCCUAUGAGCCGGUUGGUCUGGCCACUGACAUGUGGAGCAUCGGUGUUAUCUGCUACAUCUUGUUGAGUGGGGAGUCACCCUUCCAGGGAGACAGUGAUGCGGAGACGUUGGCUCUGGUCACAGCAGCUCAGUGGGAGUUUGAUGAAGAGAGUUUUGAGGAGAUCACUGAGCAGGCCAAAGACUUCAUCAGCGCUCUACUCAAGAAAGACAUGAAGCGCAGGCUUUCUUGUGAAAAAGCACUGGCCCACCCAUGGAUGGCGGCCUUUGCUUCUGCUGACCCCCGUGCUGCCAAGUCUCUUUCCAAGGAGAAGAUGAAGAAGUUCCUGGCCAGGCAGAAGUGGAAGAAAACCGGAAAAGCUCUUCUGGCCCUAAAGAGAAUGGCAUUGCUCUCCAACAAAUCAGUUGAGUCUGAGUCCCCUUUCAGCAAUGAAAAAGAUUCUGCCCUGGGCCUGGAGACAGAGCUUGCUUUGGAGAAGCAGCUGCAGCAGGAGCCAUACUUUACCAAAACUCUGGUGGAUCAGACCAAGCCCUUGGGCUCCACUGUUCACCUUACAUGUCACAUCCAGGGGUAUCCGGCCCCAAAUGUGCAGUGGCUUCAGGAGGGUGAACUCGUGGUAGAGUCCCCAAGGGUGCAGGUGGAGUGUGAUACAGAUGGCAGCUGCAGCCUGGUUCUGACUGAUUUGAGGAUGGAGGAUGCCGGGGUGUACGCCUGCAAGGCUACCAACAGUCUAGGGGAAGUGAUGUGCUCUGCCAAAGUGGCAGUGACCUGAGCAAGGUGAGACAAGUUUAAAAAAAGAUGCACACACCACCUUUAGGGAAACUACUGCUCAUUUUAGCACUUUAUUGUGCCUUUAUAUAUUUUUAAUGUCUCUAGAUGAUGGUUAACAGAAUUAUGCCAUAAUGAGUUCAGUUAUCAGUGGGGCUGGGAAUUGCCAAGUGUCAAAAUAUAAAGUUAUUUGGCCAAAUUGUGAAAUUUUAAUUUUGUGCUUGUUUUUGCUUUGGUUUCAUAAGUCAGUUGGCAUGCACCUGCAAUAUAAGUGGUUAGUUCUCAAAUGUGACACUGACGGUAUAUUUUACCACAAUGGGGGGAAAAACUGCUUUAGUGCAUCUUUCAAAAUCACACUUGAAGUAUAAAGAAAUGUUUUUGUUGUACAAUGAGUUUUAAUGUUCACUUUUAAUGAUCCUCAGACCUUUGUAAGCAUUAAUUAUCAAUAUGUGCUGGAUAAAACUCUUUUCCAUAAAUAACUUGUACAA
Scleropages formosus (Asian bonytongue) is the source of this 2800-nucleotide messenger RNA. Its product is annotated as myosin light chain kinase, smooth muscle-like. The transcript has 15 exons. Lineage: Eukaryota; Metazoa; Chordata; Actinopteri; Osteoglossiformes; Osteoglossidae. The record is from RefSeq and is a predicted model, not a curated record. Bases 79 to 2316 code for a protein of 745 amino acids. Gene Ontology annotation, molecular function: protein binding; protein kinase activity; ATP binding. Gene Ontology annotation, biological process: protein phosphorylation.